Molecule: messenger RNA, 1782 nt
Organism: Fusarium poae
Lineage: Eukaryota; Fungi; Ascomycota; Sordariomycetes; Hypocreales; Nectriaceae
Exons: 3
Coding region: 1-1782 (593 amino acids)
Biological process (GO): positive regulation of transcription by RNA polymerase II
Cellular component (GO): nucleus
Molecular function (GO): transcription cis-regulatory region binding; DNA-binding transcription factor activity, RNA polymerase II-specific; zinc ion binding
Source: RefSeq, a predicted model, not a curated record
AUGGCUCCAGGAAGAAAAAAGAAGGGGAAAAAAGUACCUUCUGGCCCGGUCGCUGACAAGCCUUGUCAUAACUGUCGACGUCGAAGGCUUCGUUGUGAUCGUCUUCUUCCACACUGCGCAAAAUGUGAAGCAAAGGGUGUUGAUUGUCUUGGCUACUCUCAGAUAUUUCAGUGGACAGGCGCUGUUGCAUCGAGAGGUAGAUUAGCUGGGCAACAGUCGAGCGCUGCUUUGUAUACCACAGGUCAACCAAGACCCUCUCUUUCUUCUGUUUCUUCUAUUUCCUCCAACUCUCCAGUCUCUUCCUCCUCCGCCUCUUCCGUCGCUUCGCCGUCUGUUCCAUCAUCAUCACCGGCAUUCGUUGCCCCGAGCCUCUCCCAAGUUGACGAGGUCACAGAGACUUCAGAAGCCGAGUCCGAGUCUGGAUCUGAAUUGGACAUCUUCAAUGACCAAUACAUUGAUGAACAAGACAAUGGUGAAGAUAAUGAUGCGACCCCCCUCGCGAGUGGUGAUACACAGCUCGUCUGUACCACCAACAGCUAUCCCCUGGCAUCGGAAACCUCGACUCCGUGGGUGCUCGUCGAUCCCUUGUACCAAGACAUUACGAGCAACCACAGACAGUAUCUCGCUUAUUUUGAUGCGCGGCUCAGUCGAGAUUUUGUAGCCUUUGACAUACCCGACAACCCAUUUCGAAAUCUGCUCAAAUUUACUCAGGCCCACCCUCUAUUACGUCAGGUCAUUAUCGCAGCCUCAGCGACGCACAUGUACAACCGCUCGAGGCCAUGGCUAUCUUCGGACUCGCUGGAUAGAGGGCUAGGUCCGAGAAAUCUGCUGAUGGAUGCUCUCGAGGCCAAGCACCAAGUCUUACGAAUGUUACCUUCUGCUCUACAGAGCAUCGAGUCUACAGGGGGCGACAUUGUCCUGGCGGCGAUUCUAUUCCUGAUCAAUGUAGAGCUGAUAGAGUCUGGCAAACAUAAUUGGAAAGCUCACUUUGAUGGCGCUGACAAAAUCAUGAAGUUGCUGGGACCAGUGUCAGAUGUAGACGAGAGCCUAAGAGACUACAUUGUUUCCGAUUGUUUUAUUUACUACAUACUGGAUUCCACUUUCAGGACCACGGCAUCCGAUUCACAUUCAUACUUUGAAUCCUGCGAAGCACUGCAGGUUCUCGGCAAGACGACGAAUAGCUAUUACUGCUGUCCACCUGAACUUCUCGAAAUUAUGCUCAUCGCAGCACGACUCUCCAACACAAAACCCGACGAAGUUGUUUCAGCUGAUAUGGUUACCGCAGCUGGAGCAGCAUUACUAGACCGAGCUCGAAAUUUUGAUGUUCUUCCAUGGGCACAAGAGAUCUAUCUCUACAAUAUACCAUCAACUGAGCAUGAUCCUGUAUUAAGCCGGUUUCGCGCAGCGACAUCUCAUCGACUGGCCAUUUGUCUCUACAUUCUCCAUGCGAUACCCUCAGUGGGAGCCUGGGUUGGUGAGGAUCUGGCUGACGCUAUUUUCGCAGAGCUACACCAGGUGCUGUGUAUGAUACCAGACGACGAUAUCAACUUGAAAGCAACAACGUGGGUGACGUUUGUUUUUGGAGCAUGUGCUAAAACACCCGAGAUGAAAGACUGGGUCACAGUCCAGAUUAAAAAGCUUAUGAUUGAGAGUCCUUGGGGCUUCUUGUAUGCGGCAAGGGAUGCUUUACAAAUGCUCUGGAAUGUUCAAGCUGAGGGCAUGCCUAUGACGAGUUGGGUGCAGACUUUGAGAGAUUUGCAUAUGGACUUUCUAAUUGUUUAG